Molecule: messenger RNA, 192 nt
Organism: Clunio marinus
Lineage: Eukaryota; Metazoa; Arthropoda; Insecta; Diptera; Chironomidae
Source: the annotation of a GenBank genome assembly
UUGAUUGGACGGGAGUUAGCACCGAAUGUUACAAAUCGUCGUCACAGCGAGCAAAGAUCUCUUCGCACCGUUAUGUUAUCAUCUCCGUUUCGCAUUGCAAUCAUCAUUCGAUUCAAUGGAGUGUGGAGAAAUGAAAUGGAAAAAGCAGAAAGACAUCAUUUAGUUCAAUUAUGGUUAAGUAAAGCAAAUUGA